AUGUAAACUCCUGGCUAACAAGAACAAUCUGUGUAGACCGGACGGGGGGAGGAGUGCAGAUGGAGGAGGAGGAAAGAGGGAGGAAAAGAGGGAGGGAGGUCCCCUCGCACUUUAAACGCCGUCUGUCUCGACCAUUCCUGACUGGGAAAGUGCACGUGGACCAGUUUGCAACGCUCGCCAUUGAAGCUUUGACUUUUCCAUCCUUCAACGGAGCUCUUUACUGACAGGAACUCUUCUUCUUUUUCUAUCCUGGUGGCUGCUGAUCCUGGAGGGAAAUGAAUCUGGCUCUGUACAACUCAGCCGAGGGCAGCGCCGACCUUGAGGAACCAGACAACGUCACGUCCUCCGGCGCCCCCCUGGACCACCGAUCCACGACUUCGGACUUCCUGGUCCAGCUGGCGGACUUCCUGCGGGACCACGUGUUCCUGGUCCUGGUGGCGGUCUCCCUGGUUCUGAUUCUGGUCCUCGGCGUGUGCGGUGUCAUUUUCCUGACGCGGCGGCGUAAAGCCAACGCCUACUACCCGUCGUCGUACCCCGCCAAGAUGUACGUGGACCAGCUGGACAAGAGCGGCGGGGUGAGGGGGUUUCACGAAAUUCUGGACAACAAGAAGGAGCUGGCGAGAGAUGCGGAAAGCGAACAAGCGGACUCGCACAAGCAGCUCCAGGCAGACAUCAUGAGGGCGGCUAAGAGUCUGAGGACACCGACCAGAACCUUGGAGGACGCCUCCAAGAAAGACGAGUCGCCCCCGAGUCCCGUCGCAGGGAAAGCCGGCGAGGCGACCGGACCGCCACCAGGGGGUGCUGCGGUGGACAAGCCUGAAGAUGAGUCCCGGGCGCCAGCCACGGUCAAGGGUCUGCGGCCUCCGUCUUUGCACCUUCACAACGACUCGGCCACUCUGCAGCUCAUCGCCGGGGAGAAAACUGCCUUCUAGAAAAGGCCGAAUCACUUUGGACUAACCUCAUAGCUUUAAGGAUUUUUACAGCUUUUCAGAAGAGAAUUGGGGGGGAAAAAAAAAAAAAACACGGCAAACUAGUGGUCAACAUGUUCGCCUCACAUCACUGAGGUUUUGGGUUCGAGUCCCAGCUCUGAGAACCCUCUCGGUUUUGAACGGUUUUUGGGUUAAUGUCACUACGGCUGCCAUCAGUGCAGGAAUGUUUUUGUGGGGGCUUUUUUUUGUGUGUCUAUUUUGUGUAAAAGUGGCUUAGACUGAUGGUCAUAC
This is a messenger RNA of Phycodurus eques (leafy seadragon), 1220 nucleotides long. It is a transcript of the gene tmem119b, whose product is annotated as transmembrane protein 119b. Bases 276 to 932 code for a protein of 218 amino acids. Gene Ontology annotation, cellular component: plasma membrane. Gene Ontology annotation, biological process: ossification; positive regulation of bone mineralization; positive regulation of osteoblast proliferation. NCBI's taxonomy places the organism in Eukaryota, Metazoa, Chordata, Actinopteri, Syngnathiformes, Syngnathidae. The record is from RefSeq and is a predicted model, not a curated record. The transcript has 2 exons.